AUGCCCGAGAAACACCCAAACAGCUCCUCCAAAAACAAGUCGGCUGAAUAUCCUCGUGUCCCAGCACCAGUGGGAGGCUUUCUCGGAUGGUUAGCUGGAAAGCGCGGCCAUGAUCAUCGCAAGUCCACCGUGAGCAGUCGUGCAAAGGAUAAUUCAGACCGUCGGCAAGAGCUUUCAUCGAUCGCCAAAGGGAAACAACCAGUUCGCACCGCAGAGGGACAUCAAGCAGGGAAACAGGAAAGAGAGGGCCAGGGAGGGCAUCGGGUUUAUGCUCACACCCCGGCCAAUCCGCCCAAACCCGUCUCUUUGGGGUCUCAGGUGAGAAAUGUGCCCACCUCUUCGGCGGCUGGGCGUACUCGCGCAGGCCCCUCGAAAAUCUAUGGGCGAAAGUUGUCAAGCUCUAUCGCUUCCUCUCGUCAAGCUACGGGGUCAAGCGCUCGUGCCGGGUCCUAUGAGCCUCUGAUGUCGGGUGCCCUUCAAGCCCCGGAUCAGCCUUCCUCCGUAGGCAGCGAGAAUUCGGGGAACAGUGGAUUCAGCGCUACCUCCAGCACCGCUGCUGUCUGCGGGUUAAGAGUCACGGACCGGGUUCAGACCCUCUCCCCCGUAAUCAAUGAGAACUGUGGUGGAAACGGGUUCAGCGCUACCUUCAGCACCGCCGGUGCCUGCAAGUCCAGUCUUGAAGCCCGGGUUGAGAUCUGCCCCGUACCAAACGAGAGUGGGUAUGAAAGCGGCUUCAGCGCUGGCUUCAGCACCCAUGGUGCCGCGGGAUCCAAAGUCGUGGACCGGGACGAACUCGGCAGCGACGUGGAAUCUUUGGGUCACGAUGAAGCCUCCGAUCAAGACACUGGCAGUGAAGACGCCGAUCCAGACUCCAUGUUGUCCAGUGAUGUCUCCGGGGGGGUUCCAAUAUAUGCUAGCACCACCCACGCAGACCGGCCGCCUCACCACCACAACAUCAACGCGGCAUUGAACAACCUCAAAAUCAAGGACGACUGCUGUCUGAUCUGUCACAAACGCAUGCACAAGGACGGGUUCUCCUGCCCCGGCGGAUGUGGCACACUGUAUCAUGACAACUGUGUCUCAGACUGGCGCACCCCAAGAAGUGCCGAGAACCAAGAGCCCUGUCCGUGUCCGACGUGCUGGCAGGACAUCUUUCAAGAGAACUGCGCGGUCUGUGGAAAGCCCAUCGUAGACUACGAGUUCUGCUGUCCCCAGCAAUGCGGAGCGUGGCUUCACGAGGCUUGUGUGGAGCGCUGCGUCGACCAGUGCCGCUCGACAUAUGCCAAUCAAAACAUGCCGUGUCCCGGGUGUAGCGCGCCGUGGCCUAAACAUAUCGACGAGGAGGCGGAGUGUCCGAUCUGCUUUCUAGCCAUGAACGAGAAUCUCCAGGAUGUGACCCAAUGCCCGGCGCUAUGCAAGCAGAAUUACCACUCGGAGUGUAUCAAUGCCUGGCUUGACAGCGUCGAGCCCAAUGGCCGGGCGAGAGCGUGUCCCAAGUGUCGAGCUCCGUGGGUCCCUAUUUCCGGGAAUUGA
Messenger RNA from Aspergillus aculeatinus CBS 121060, 1533 nucleotides. RefSeq lists its product as uncharacterized. Bases 1 to 1533 code for a protein of 510 amino acids. The record is from RefSeq and is a predicted model, not a curated record. The transcript has a single exon. Lineage: Eukaryota; Fungi; Ascomycota; Eurotiomycetes; Eurotiales; Aspergillaceae. Gene Ontology annotation, molecular function: ubiquitin protein ligase activity.